AUGGCGCCUAAGAAGAAGGGAAACAAGAGGCAAGAAGAGGAUUGGGAAGCCGAGCUUGGAGAGUCUGCUCCUGCUGCCUCUUCUUCCGAGGCUGCAGAUGCCCCGCAAGAGCCUGUUGCCGAUGGUGACGGGGAGACUAUGGGCGGCGGUCUCCUGGCCGCGCUGAGGAAGAACAAGAACAAGAAAGCCAAGAAGGGCAAGACGGUUAAUGACUUUGUCGAGGGAGAGGAUGCGGCAGAGGGCAGCCCAGAGACCGACUUUGCCAGUAAGCAGCCCGAAGAAGGUACGUUUGACGAUGAGGACGUUUUUGGUGGAAAGAAGGCCGCAAAGGCCGCAAAGGCUAAGGCUGCCGCUGCCGCUGCUCCAUCUCCGCCUAAGGACGAGGAAGAGGGCGGUUUUCGUGUGAAGUCUAAGAAGGAGAAGGAGAAAGAAAAGAAAGAGAGGGAAAAGCAACGUAAGAAGGAACAGGCUGCCAAGAAGAAAUCUGCUGCCCCAGCAGAGAAGCCCGCUCCCUCGAAACCCGAGCCAGCCAAGGAGGAUGAACCCACUACUGCCCCUACUCCGCAACCUGCUGCCCCCGAGCCCACGGGAGGCAAGAAAAAGAAGGUCCCCGCUCAUCUGGCCGCUCUCCAGAGGCAACAGGAAGCCCUCCGGAAGCAGCGCGAGGAGGAAGAGCGGCUCCUAGCGGAAGAAAAGGCCGCAGAAGAGGAAAGACAGCGCCUGUUUGAGGAAGAGGAGAAGAAAAAGGAAGAAGCUCGUCAACGCAAGAAGGAAAAGGAGAAGGAGAAGAAGGAGCAGCUGAGAAAGGAAGGCAAACUACUCACCAAGGCCCAGAGAGAAGCCAAGGAACGCAACGAGAUGCGUCUGAAGCAGAUGCUUGCGUCUGGUGCAGGCAAGGUUGCUGGUCUGGAGGAUGCGGGAGCCGAAAAGAAGAAACCUGUCUAUGAAAAUAGGAAGAAGAAGGGGCCCAAGAAGCAGGAAGAGGAUCUAGAGGCUGCUGCCGCCCGCGCGAAAGCCCAGCGUGAGGCCGAAGAUGAGCGCCGAAGAAAGGAAGAAGAAGAGAAGGCCAAGGUCGACGCGGCUGCGGCUCCAGAGGACAAUGAGGAAGUCGAUGAUUGGGAACAAGCUGCCGAUGCCGAAGAGGUGAAGGAUAGCUGGGAUGCACCUUCGGAUGAGGAUGAGGAGCCGAAGAAGGCCGAGACAGCCGCCGCCAACGGCACCGCUGGGGAGAAAUCUCAGAAGGCAGAGGAAGACGACGAGUCGUCAUCCGAGGAGGAGUCCUCUGACGAGGAGACUGACGAAGAGCAAUCUGCCGCCCAAAGGGCUAUUGCUCAACGGAAAGCGGAAGCUGCUGAGCGCAGAAAGAGACAGCACGAGGAGGCGUUGGCCGCUCGUUCGAAAGACAACCUGCGCUCCCCCAUCUGCUGUAUCCUGGGACACGUCGAUACGGGUAAAACCAAGUUGCUGGACAAGAUCCGACAGACCAACGUGCAGGAAGGCGAAGCUGGUGGUAUUACGCAGCAGAUUGGCGCCACCUAUUUCCCCUUGGAUGCCCUGCGCCAGAAGACGGCCGUGGUAAAUAAGGAUGGUAAAUUUGAGUUCAAGAUUCCUGGUCUGUUGGUCAUUGAUACCCCUGGUCACGAGUCUUUCUCAAACCUGCGGUCCAGAGGCUCGUCUCUUUGCAACAUUGCUAUUCUGGUUGUUGACAUUAUGCACGGCCUCGAGCCACAGACCCUCGAGUCUAUGAGGUUGCUCCGUGAUCGUCGUACACCUUUUAUUGUCGCACUGAACAAGAUCGAUCGUCUCUACGGAUGGAAGAAGAUCGACAACAACGGCUUCCAGGAGAGUUUGGCCAUGCAGAACAAGGGCGUCCAGAACGAAUUCCGCAGUCGGCUGGAGCGCACCAAGCUUCUCUUCGCCGAGCAGGGCUUCAACUCGGAGGUCUUCUACGAGAACAAGUCCAUGGCUCGCAAUGUGUCCCUGGUGCCCACCUCCGCCCACACAGGCGAGGGUAUUCCUGACAUGCUGAAGCUGUUGACUACCCUGACCCAGGAGCGUAUGACCAACUCCCUGAUGUAUUUGUCCGAGGUCGAGUGUACCGUGCUUGAAGUGAAGGUAAUCGAGGGUCUUGGUACCACCAUUGACGUCGUUCUUUCGAACGGUAUUCUACGAGAAGGUGAUCGAAUCGUGCUAUGCGGUCUUAACGGGCCUAUAUCAACGAAUAUCCGUGCGUUGCUUACGCCCGCGCCUCUCAAGGAACUUCGUCUCAAGUCUCAAUACGUUCACAACAAGGAGGUGAAGGCCGCCCUGGGUGUCAAGAUUGCGGCGAACGAUCUCGAGAAUGCUAUUGCUGGUUCUCGCCUAAUGGUUGUAGGACCCGACGAUGACGAGGAAGACAUCGAGGAGGAAGUCAUGUCCGAUUUGGAGAAUCUCCUUAGCAAGGUUUCCCGCGAUCAGCGCGGUGUCAGCGUCCAGGCUUCGACUCUUGGUUCCCUGGAAGCGUUGCUAGAGUUCCUCCGGGUUUCGAAGAUUCCCGUUGCGAACAUUUCCAUCGGCCCUGUCUAUAAGCGUGAUGUUAUGAUGGCAGGAACCAUGUUGGAAAAGGCCAAGGAGUACGCGGUCAUGCUCUGCUUCGACGUCAAAGUGGACAAGGAAGCGGUCGCCUACGCCGAUGAAAUUGGGGUAAAGAUCUUUACUGCAGACAUCAUUUACCACCUGUUCGAUGAAUUCACUAAGCACAUGGCUGAGUUGGCGGAGAGAAGAAAGGAGGAGAGCAAGCUCCUUGCUGUGUUCCCCUGUGUGCUCAGACCGGUGGCUGUUUUCAACAAGAAGGAUCCGAUUGUCGUCGGUAUUGAUGUUGUGGAAGGAAGUCUUCGGAUGCACACGCCUCUCGCAGCCAUCAAGACUAACCCGGUGACUGGAGCGAAGGAGAUUAUCGACAUUGGCCGAGUGGUAUCCAUCGAGCGUGACCACAAAGCGGUUCCCAUUGCAAAGAAAGGCCAGCCGUCCGUCGCCGUCAAGAUCGAGGGCAGCAACCAGCCGAUGUACGGCCGUCAUCUGGAAGAGAAGGACUUACUCUACUCUCACAUUUCCCGCGCCAGUAUCGAUACCCUCAAGGAAUUCUACCGGUCCGACGUGUCCAUGGAGGAAUGGGGACUUGUCAAGAAGCUCAAGCCCGUAUUCGACAUUCCUUGA
Molecule: messenger RNA, 3195 nt
Organism: Aspergillus tanneri
Lineage: Eukaryota; Fungi; Ascomycota; Eurotiomycetes; Eurotiales; Aspergillaceae
Product: putative mitochondrial translation initiation factor IF-2
Exons: 3
Coding region: 1-3195 (1064 amino acids)
Molecular function (GO): GTP binding; translation initiation factor activity; GTPase activity
Source: RefSeq, a predicted model, not a curated record